Camellia sinensis is the source of this 378-nucleotide messenger RNA. Lineage: Eukaryota; Viridiplantae; Streptophyta; Magnoliopsida; Ericales; Theaceae. The record is from RefSeq and is a predicted model, not a curated record.
AUGAAUGUUAUGGAAAUUCCUAAGAGGUACAUAUUAGGUCGAUGGAGAUUAGAUGCCAAGAGUGGUGAAAUUAAGGGAGGAAAAGUUGAAGUGGAUGAGAAUGAUCCCAAGUUAGAGAUAUUAGCACAUUACAGGGAUCUUUGCCCUAGGAUGGUAAAGCUAGCAACUCAAGCAUCUGUGUAUAAGCCUGCUUAUCAAUUGGUUGAUGAAGGGAUUAAGGAACUGUGUACAAAAGUGAAUAAAAUGAUGGUAUUAUUUGAUGAUUCGAGUGCUUGUGGUAGUAGAAGCAACAUUGACAUGAGUUCUAAUCCUAACUUUGCACCAGUUAAAGGCUUAAAAAGAAAAAGAAAAAGAAGGUGGAUAGAAGGGUGGGGGUAG